Messenger RNA from Yarrowia lipolytica CLIB122, 1671 nucleotides. RefSeq lists its product as uncharacterized. Gene Ontology annotation, molecular function: phosphoenolpyruvate carboxykinase (ATP) activity; ATP binding. The record is from RefSeq and is a predicted model, not a curated record. NCBI's taxonomy places the organism in Eukaryota, Fungi, Ascomycota, Dipodascomycetes, Dipodascales. Gene Ontology annotation, biological process: gluconeogenesis. Gene Ontology annotation, cellular component: cytosol.
AUGUCUCCCCCCGUCAACCAGACCCAACUUCACCCCAAGGGCGUCGAGCCCACUCCCGCCGCUGAGGAGAUUGAGAAGGAACUCUACGACAUUGCUCACAUCGAGUACGAGCGAGUCAACAUUGACCACAACCCCUCGGUGGCCUCCCUGUACGAGGACGCCCUGGUGCAGGAGUCUGGCUCUGCCAUCAACUCCACCGGCGCUCUGGUCGCCUCGUCCGGAAAGAAGACCGGCCGAUCUCCCAAGGACAAGCGAAUUGUGGAGGAGCCCGGUUCCGUCGAGCACAUCUGGUGGGGCCCCGUCAACAAGAAGCUGUCUGAGCAGUCGUGGCUCAUCAACCGAGAGCGAGCUGUCGACUACCUCAACACCCGAAAGCGAAUCUACGUUGUGGACGCCUACGCCGGCUGGGACCCCAAGUACCGAAUCAAGGUGCGAAUUGUCUGUGCCCGAGCCUACCACGCUCUGUUCAUGCGAAACAUGCUGAUCCGACCCACCGCCGAGGAGCUCAAGAACUUUGGCAAGCCCGACUUCACCAUCUACAACGCUGGCGCCUUCCCCGCCAACCGAUACACCUCGGGAAUGACCUCCAACACCUCGAUCGACAUCAACUUCAAGUCCAUGGAGAUGCUCAUUCUGGGAACUGAGUACGCCGGUGAGAUGAAGAAGGGUAUCUUCACUGUCAUGUUCUACCUCAUGCCCGUCAAGCACCAGGUGCUUACUCUGCACUCUUCUGCCAACGAGGGCAAGGAUGGCGAUGUCACUCUUUUCUUUGGCCUGUCCGGAACCGGAAAGACUACUCUGUCUGCCGACCCCAACCGACUUCUGAUCGGAGACGACGAGCACUGCUGGUCCGACACCGGCGUCUUCAACAUUGAGGGCGGCUGCUACGCCAAGUGCCUGGGUCUCUCUCGAGAGAAGGAGCCCGAUAUUUUCGACGCCAUCAAGUUUGGCUCUGUUCUGGAGAACGUUGUCUUCGACCCCAUUACCCGAGAGGUCGACUACGACGACGCUACCCUCACCGAGAACACCCGAUGCUCCUACCCCAUCGAGUACAUUCCCAACGCCAAGCUGCCCUGUGUCACUGAGUCCCACCCCACCAACAUCAUUCUGCUCACCUGUGAUGCCCGAGGUGUCAUUCCCCCCAUCUCCAAGCUCACCAACGAGCAGGUCAUGUACCACUUCAUUUCCGGUUACACCUCCAAGAUGGCCGGAACCGAGGAGGGUGUCACUGAGCCCGAGGCCACUUUCUCUGCAUGCUUUGGCCAGCCCUUCCUGGUUCUGCACCCCAUGCAGUACGCCAAGAUGCUGUCUGAUAAGAUGACCCAGCACAACGCCAACGCCUGGCUGCUCAACACCGGAUGGACCGGCCAGUCUUACACCAACGGAGGCAAGCGAUGCCCUCUCAAGUACACUCGAUCCAUUCUGGACGCCAUCCACUCUGGUGAGCUCGCCAAGGUCGAGUACGAGAACUUUGACGUUUUCAACCUCCAGGUUCCCAAGACCGCCCCCAACGUGCCUUCUGAGAUCCUCAACCCCGCCCGAGCCUGGUCCGGAGGAAAGGAGCAGUUCACCGAGGAGGUCACCAAGCUCGGCAAGCUGUUCAACGAGAACUUUGAGAAGUACAAGGACAUGGCUAUCCCCGAGGUCAUUGCUGCCGGCCCUAAGGCUUAG